Messenger RNA from Gymnodraco acuticeps, 2199 nucleotides. RefSeq names its product cysteine-rich and transmembrane domain-containing protein 1. Gene Ontology annotation, cellular component: extracellular exosome. The record is from RefSeq and is a predicted model, not a curated record. The transcript is spliced from 3 exons. The coding region runs from base 182 to 598 and encodes 138 amino acids. Lineage: Eukaryota; Metazoa; Chordata; Actinopteri; Perciformes; Bathydraconidae.
AUGACGUCACGUCCAGCAAACGCGAUACGCAUUGAGUUUGGAGACAAGAGAAGAGCGGGUUGCUCAUUGCGGUAAAAAAAAAUUGUAGUAGUAAACUCUGGUGACAGAAGAAGGGUUAUUUCUACAAAGAGACUGCUGCUUUUGACACCAAACCGGGAUACUAUUCAUUCAAAGCUAAAGGAUGAAUUUUGAGCAGCCCCCUCCGUACCCAGGCAAUGGCCCCUCUGCUCCAGGCUACCCGGUCCAGGGCCCGCCUCCACAUGGCUACCCUAACCAGGGUUACCCUCCACAGGGAUACCCAGUGAACAUGGAGCAGCCCAAUCCAGCUUACCCCAACUACCCUGCGGGACCAAUGGGCCCUGGAGGCCCCGGAGGCCCCUAUCAAGACCCCGGACAGCCUCCUUAUGGGUACGCUGGACAACCGCAACCACAGUUUGGCUGGCAGGGGGGACCCCCUGGACCAAUGUAUGGGGAGGCUCCCAAAAACACAGUGUACGUGGUGGAGGACAGGAGAAGAGACAACUCCGGCUCGGACUCGUGCCUGACGGCCUGCUGGACAGCUCUGUGUUGCUGCUGUCUCUUUGACAUGCUGACAUAACUACUCUCCAAUUCCUGUUCACCCCCUCGCCCCCCAUUUCUGUGCCUCGAACCCCAUCACCCUUUCCCAAUCCUCCCCCUCUUUAUCUGCCUUAAACCUCGCACUCUCUCAAAACCAACCCUCCGUUUCCUCUACAAGUCUUUUAUCCUCGUCUAUAAAUAAAAGCCUCGAUUUCAAUAUGGAAGUCUCUGUCCGGAGCCGCUUACUCGGCCUGAAUCCCUCAGCACUGAAUAACUCACUGACCCUGUGCAGGGGCUCUGUAGCCGUUUGUAACUGAGCUAACCUGAGAGGCAGGCUCUUCAAUGUAAUCUAACACCAACACACCAGGAAUACACACACACACACACACACACACACAACACACACACACACACACACACACACACACACACACACACACACACACACACACACACACACACACCACACACACACACACACACACACACACACACACACACACCACACACACACACACACACACACACAGAUACAUAGCAACAAACACACAAGCAGAUACAUAGCAACAAACAUACAUAAGCUGUGUCUCAAUUUGAAAACUUAUUUGAAUACACUGCAUGUCAUACACUGUGAACAAUAGACUGAGUAAUGUUCUCCUAAAACGCACAGGGCUGCUGUGGCCUCACGGAAAGUUGAAGAUAGCCACUGGUUAGCUUGCUAGCCGACAUAGACGUAAGUGGUAGCAAUCACUACAAACUGCUCAAUUAGCCCAAUAAAAUGAAUGGUGGCUUCUUUUAGACAAUGGUAUAGUGGUACGUUUAUUUGUAUAGUGCUGUGUUUACUGGAGCAAUCUCAAAUGGUCACUCCCUUCCAUUACGAAGCCAAGAUGGCGGUCGAUGAGGAUAAGAAGUGUCCAGUGUUCCACACUCAACUUCUUGACUGUUAUGAUUACACCAUCCUGGUAUUCAUAAUGCACUGCAUGUUUCGUACUUUGCAAAGGAACCCACUUACACACUCAAAACUGCUAGUGUAAGUACAGAAGUACGCAUAUUGAGACACAGCAUUACAGUAUACUUAAAUCUCAGGCUAAUCUAGUGUGAGGCUCUUUGGCACUUUAUGAUGAUUACCUCUGUAAGAUACUCCUGCCUGUCCUGUCAACCAUCCCUUAAUUCCCCUUCUGCUAGUUCCCAACGCCAAGGGCAACUCCUUACACUGCCCCCCCUCCCCCAACCCCACCCAAAGGCCACCACCAACACCCCGGCUGUUAAUGAGCCACAGGGCGCUCUUAAGAAGCUGAUGCUUGAGAUGUAUCCCUUUCAUUUGCACAGAAGCUGUUUUCGCCGACGUAUGUCUUCAGGUGGAAUCAUAUGACGAUAAAUGGAAUGCAUUUUUUUAAAAGAUGACAGUGAUUUAUGUUUGAUUACUGUCAGCAGUCGAUGGCCGCAAUGUUUUUUUUUUCUCAUUGUGAUCUUGAUAUGAAAAAUGAUUCCAAUGUUAUUUUUAUUACAUACCUUGGAGAUAAAACUGGAAAAUGAAAAUAAAAAAAGAAUAAAAUGUGAUUUCUUAUAAGAAACCAAAUGAUCUGUCAGAUGCCUUUUUGCUUUGGAUGACUUGCAUUAAAAUAAUUUGUUCCCAUGAAA